This is a messenger RNA of Styela clava, 371 nucleotides long. Lineage: Eukaryota; Metazoa; Chordata; Ascidiacea; Stolidobranchia; Styelidae. The record is from RefSeq and is a predicted model, not a curated record.
GAUGAUACCACCCCAUUACAGACCUCAUGUCGAACCGGGAUUUCUACAGUUUCGGGCCUACAAUUUGACAGGAUAUCCGAAUGCUUUGUGCCCAGGUGUAAAAGUUAAAUCAAUUUCACCUGAAUUCUCAUGCAUCGGAGGUCUAUCAAACGACGCAACAAAAUAUGGAACAUGUGGUGACUUUGCAGGAUGGGGAGGAAAAUUAGAUGACAUUAUUGCCCAGUCAUCCGCAAACGGAUCUGCUCAUUCACAGAAUGAUAUUUCGUCUUCCAUCCUCAUAUUUUAUCGCUAGCGUAUUGGCAUGUAUCUGAAAUUCACAGUAAUUUCGUGCAUAUUUGUGUUAUAAUGUUGCUACCUUUCUUUUUUUAUGU